Limulus polyphemus (Atlantic horseshoe crab) is the source of this 6955-nucleotide messenger RNA. Its product is annotated as sorting nexin-19-like. The record is from RefSeq and is a predicted model, not a curated record. The transcript has 9 exons. NCBI's taxonomy places the organism in Eukaryota, Metazoa, Arthropoda, Merostomata, Xiphosura, Limulidae. Gene Ontology annotation, molecular function: phosphatidylinositol binding. Gene Ontology annotation, cellular component: intracellular membrane-bounded organelle. The coding region runs from base 509 to 2404 and encodes 631 amino acids.
GGUAACACACUUGGCUGUAGUGGAUUUAGAAGCAGAAUAUAAACAUGUUACCUCUCUCAGUGCAGCAAUAGUUAAAGUUCUUGCCCCUCCAGAUGUUCUCUCCUGUCCACUUGUGUAUUCCAUCCUUGUUGAUAUAAUUGCCUACAGUGUUCUUCUUCCUUUAGUGCAGCUUCUUGUGAACCCUGACUGGUUAAACAGGAUCAUAUUCACUGUUUUCUCAGAUAAGUCAACAUCUUUGGAAAAUUCAAACCCUACUGAAAAUGAUUUUGUCGAGGUUGUGAACAAUAGCAGCUCUGAACAUGAAAAUCUGAACCAAUAUCGUAACACUACUCAGUCCAAUCCUCAGUUAGACAGAAACAGUGAUAGUGUAACUUUGGGAGCCAUUAAAUCUGGAGUUUCCAAUCAUAAUGUACAGUUACAUUUGAAUUUGCAAAACAAUAUAAGAGAUAAUACCAGUUUGCCUACAAAAUAUGCCCAUUCAUCAGAAGUUCAGCCAUUAACAGUAAGUAUGAAAAAUAAAAUUAUUCAAGAGGACCUUGUUGAUGAAGUGAAAGACUCCGUUGAAGUUCAUAAAAAAAACAGUGUCAUUUUUGAUGUCACUGCCAAAGAAUCUAGCUCAGAAAGAGAUAUAUGGAGUUUGGAAAUUUCAAAGCAAACAAAAUAUCCAUUUAGUCUUUCACCAGGAAGAUCUGUUCCACCCAGAUCUGGUACAUUGUCAGUAUUAACUUUACCAAAUAAGACUGAUCAGCCUGUUUCUGUGGAAUCAGUUGCUUCAAGAACUAAAAUUAAGAGGUCAAAAAGUCUUGAUAUUAUUUCUCAGGUGAUGCCUCGUCUUAGCCAAGUUCUUCCAAUUGGUAGCAAUAAGUAUAACAACGAGUGUGGGAAGUUUACAUGUAAAGCAAAAAAAGAGAAUGCUAAUUCAUUGCCCAGAACCAAAUGUAAUAUGUCUCCUGAACAGGUAGAAGAAUCAGAGCAUCCAGAAACAGCUACUGAAGUAUUAGAAUCAGAUUUUGAGUUCACCUUGUUUACUAGUAUUUGUAUUUCAAGUACUGAACAGAGACUUGAAGAAGGAAAAGGCUCUUAUACAUUAUACUGCAUUCAGUAUGAAGCUCCUUACAUAUUGUGUCCUGAGGAUGAAGACGAGUUUCAAUCACAUUGGGUUAAACAUCUGUCAACAGUAAAGCGGAGAUUUCGAGAAUUUCUCACACUUCAUUCUCGACUUGAAGAAAAUCAAGAGACUCGUAAAUACUUGAAAGGCAUCAAAGGACCAAGUAAGUGGUUAAUGACUCCAUUUUCUGCAUUGGACAAAAAGAACAUUGAGGAACGUCGAGUGUUUCUUCAAUCUUAUCUUGAAAAGUUGUGCAGUAGAGAAGUCGUUGUCAACUCUCCUGAGAUGAGAGAGUUUUUUGCAUAUGGUGGUGAUGCCAGCAUUGCAUAUGUAAGAAAAACUAAUGAAGUUGGUGUUCCAAGGAUUGAUAAGAUGCUGGUUCGUGGAGUGAAAGGAGCAAUAGAUCUUAUCCGCACAGCACUGCCUAGUCUUCCAUCAGACUUCAUUGAAAACAUUCAUGUGCCUGAUAUUGUGGGGGAUAAAUGUGGGCAUUCCAAGUCCUUGUUGCCAGUUUUUGGAAGAUCACGAAUGGAAGAACGUCAUUUAGAUAUUGAAUUUCAGUACAGCAAAGAAAAGGCCUGCAAUUUGGAACAACAGAUGUACAAGUAUAUAAGCAAUUUUGAGUCUGCUUCAUCUCUAGAUGCUUCACUACGUAAUUCCUCUCAAGAUAGACAAAGGAUUUUAUCAUUUCUUGGUAGAAACAAAAUUGAGAAAAAGAAAAAUACAAGGCCUAAUUCAGAAAACUCUACAUUUUUCUGUGAGAACUGUGCAAGUGAUGAGGAGGAAAGCAUGGUCAGUAGCAAUGAUAAGUUAAAAAGACUUAAAUGGAGAAUCAAGAAAGAGAUUCCAUUUGCUGAUGUGGUGAUUGAUCUGGUACUCCUCACGAUCACCGAGCCUAAAAACAAAUACAAUAAAGCCAAAUUUGUUUUAGUACUUAAAAUUCUCUUUGGACAGAUUUUGAACAGGUGGUUAGAGAAGAAGCUAUUGCAGUUUACAACUAAAGAAUGGUGUGCACAAUAUUUACACUUUUUGCAUGAGGCACUGUGGCCAAAUUCAGAGAGCAAAUAUAAAAAAGAUGAUAAUAUUCAUCAGCGAUAUGAAGCUAUUGAAGCAAUGAACUCCUUCUUUUCAUCUUUUUCCCCUGUGCUAGUUUCUUCAGCUCAGUACCAAGAAAGUAUUUCCUUGUUGGUAGGAUCUCUGCAGAAUGAAAGACUAAAUAAGUGCUUGGUAUAUCAUCUACUUGAUAUUCUGAUUGACAACAUUGUCAGCCAUAGUUCUUCAGAUUCUUCCUCAUAGUUCCAUUUUCUAUCAACAAGUCAUAGAUGAACAGUUAAGUUUAUUUAAACAAAUUACAGCUUUUACUGAAGAACAUUUAAUCUAAGCCAACAUUUUUUAUGUGAUGUAGUACAGAUUCAAACCAUUAAAUGAUGCAUGCUCCAUUUUCUUUCUUUUUUUUAGAUCUUUAAUUUCAGUUAAAGAUGUUUUUAUAGCAAUCAAUGACCUUUUUAGUUUUGCUUCUCUAAUUCUUGAAUAUUGGGUGGAUAAGUGUUUUGUUGCAAUUAUAAGAUAAAGUGGAUUUUCUGAAAAAUGUUAUCAGUCCAUAAAAUUUGUCAUUCUUAAAUGAGAAUAUAUAGCUUGUAUUUAUGUGAACUUGAAAUUAUUAGUAACACUUCUGUUUCAUAUUGAGUUUCACUGGAACCCAUCAAAAAGUAAAUAUUCAAUGUAGCAGUUGCAUGUGUAACUUUACUAUUAAAUUACAGUUUCGUUUGUUUCUCAGUAUGUUGUAUAAAAGGCUAGAUAAAUAUUGUCAUGUUGUUUUAAAUGGAAUUUCAUGUUAUAGAUAUAUAUAUAUCAACAUUAAAUUGUUUUCAUAAAAGGACACAUAUGAGGUGCUUUGUUGCUCAUUCUUUGUCAGAGCCAAGUAUUAAAUGGUUUGAAUCAAUUAGUACUUUUUAAUAAAAUUCAGCACAAGGUUGUGACUAGAAGCUAUGUAGGGAGAAAAUUGGUUGUUUAAUUCAAACUAUAUACAUAUGUGAAUAAAAGUUUGUUUUUUGAGGGUAGAAGGAGCUUCACAUGGGUAAUUUAUAUUACUUCAUAUUAUAAAGUGUAUUUUCUUCAAUCUUAACUUAGAAAAUUAUAAACAUAAGUUUUGUGAUAAUUUUUGUCAACAUUUAUAAUUGCAAAAUUUAUGCCUUUUUUUUGGGUACAGAUAAGGAGAAUGUGAAGGUAUAAAGUGAAUUGUAAUGCAUUUCUAUAAUUUAUUUUUUAUAUCGUAAUAACCUCUAAGUAUGUUGUACUGUCUUAUGUCGUGGUCAGUCAGCAGUUGGUUUUGGAUUUCACUGUAAUGGAGGUGCAACCUGAAAUGAUAAUUCUUUUAUAAAGUUUGCUUAAAUUAGUAAACUUUUUGUAUUAUUUACUUCAAUGUCUAAAACAUCUAGAUUAGUUUGAUAGGACAGAAAAUUGAAGACAGUUCAAUACUGCUUGCUCCAACUAAUACAUUUUAGACUCGUAUAGGUUAUUGUUAGAAAAGUUAUGCCUCUAAAUUGAAAUAUAAACAAUAUACUGUUUUGAAAUACAUUUCUCAAUUGCAAUGAAACAUUAAUGUUAACUAAGAUAGCUACUGUGUUUUAUAAAAAAAUUACUUAUUUUCUUCCAUCAAAAAAGGUGAAAAAAGAAGAGAUUUAGUAUAUAUAAUUGUAACAGCAAUGAAAAUAAGCUUCUUUUAGUACAAAUACAAAUUUUUAUUUGAUGAAAUGAACAAAACUUUUUUAUAAUAUUACUUAUACUUGUAAAAUUAAUCAUACAAUGCUGAUAAUAUUUUAAUCAAUUAGUUGCACUGGUAUUCAUUAGUAGCAGAGAUAAUCUGAUUUCUGUAAAUUAAACCAUUUCCAUUUUCAAUAAAACAAUGUUGUAAUUCUUUAAUUAAGAAUGAAAAAACACACGAUAUCCAGUAGGAUUGAUAUUUCUAGAAAGGAUUAAAUAAGAGUAAUAUGAUUAUUUUGAGUAUACAUACAGAACAGUGUACUCAAAACUUGAAUUUUCUUUUCCUUUUUGUCAUGUGGAAUGAUAAUUAUAAUUAUUCUAGUCUUCUAUUGUGAUGUAGUAUAUUUUUUAAUACCAAGGUUUUCCUAUUUACCUGUUAAUAUCUUAACUAUUGGAUUCAUUUUUAGCUAUAUCAAUUACUUGUUUAAACAUAGGAAUAUUUUCUUGAUAAUUGAAAAUAGUUUUUUUCUUCUAUGGUUUUUAGUAGUAAUCUUUUUGGUUAUUUCUUAAUUUUAUAUUUGUGAUGUGUAUCAUGCAGAAAAGUCUUCAUUUUAACAUUGACAGCAUUACUAAUUUAAUUAUGGGUACACCAAGAUUUUGGUUAUACUUAUUUCUAAGAUAAACACGAUAAUUUUUUGUUGCAACAAUUUAUGUCAUGAAAAGAAGUUCAUAGACACUGAAGCCAAAUUUGAAUCUAUGCUUCACUGUCUACAGCCUUCUUCUCAGGAUAUAAAUUAUGUGUAAUACUUGUUAUUAUUAAUAUAGCUUGUCACUGUAUUAAAAAAAAUGAGUACGUGCCCUAAGAUUACAUUUUAAACUAAAAACUUUUAGUAUUACUUAGAAUUGAUUGAUAAUCAAAGGCUAAGCUAAUUAUAAGUGAGAUUACUGUGAUGGAUCUUUCUAGUUGAGCUUUACUGACAUGUGCCACUGACCUGUUUUUUAGUAAAUAUGUACAGUCUUAAGUUUUUUUAAUAAUAUUAAAUCUGUAACAUGUACAUUAAUGAUUUUUUUAUUAUUAAAAUGCAUAGAACAUUCCAUAAUUGUGCAUAAUGGUAAGCUUUUGAGGUACAGUUCAUAAUUUUAAACAUGGAUGUAGUUGAUCCAUGAAACUAAAGGAAUUUUGAAUUCUAUCCCCAACCCAAUAUUUUUAUACAUACAACUCUGUUUUUCCUUUUAACUUGUGUUGGACAGAUUAGAGAAGGAAAAGUUAUUAUCCAGUUUAAAUUUCAGUGUGAUGGCCAUCAAAAUAAUGAACUUUGUAUCUUGUGCUGCUAUUGUCCGUAUUGUCUAGCUGCAGGGUAAAUAAAUUUAAAUGUAGUUUGAUGUGUAGUAUUUAAUACAACACUAAACAUGUUAUUUAAUAUGCUCUAUACAUGGCUUGCAAUAUCAUAUGGUAUUUUAAAUGUUAGAACAAGCUGCUGAUAUUAAUAUGGACAUAGUAGAACUUUUGUUUCGACUUGUUAUCUUUAGGUAAUUCUAUCUCUUAAACAUGGAAUAAACUUUGUGAUAAGUAAGCCUGUGACUUUGACUAUUUUCUUUUCUGUAACAUGAAACUUUUGUUUGAAUGUUAUGCUGUCUGUACAUGAAUAUGUUAUCUGUAUAUUAUGACAUACAUAUAAAUAUUUCUUUUGUGUAUUCAUGCGUGUGUGUAAUAAUUUCAAUGAUUAGUAAAUUAAUAUUUGUAAGAAAGAAAAUUUUAAUUCACUUUAGAUCUUUGUAACUAUAUUUUAAAGAUUAUCUUUUAAAAUAAAUGUAAAAGGCAAAAGAAAAUAUAGUCACCCUUUAACUGUGAGACAUAAAUUACAAACCAAAGAUUGUAAAGAUUUUUCAGAAUUUACUUCUUUAUACUGAAAAAAUGUUUUAUACAUAAAGGACUUGAAUUUGCACCAUAUUGUUAAUAUACAUUUUUCUAAUUUGGUUGUAAUUGAGUCAGAGGCUCUGAUUAAAAACAAUCAUUAUAGAAAUACAUAAUUGUAUGCGAGUAAUCUGUAAUAACUUUUUAAAUUAAACUAUGAAAAAAUUUUUAGAAAAAAUAAAAUUCAUCAAAAAAUACAAAAAACAGUUAAGAAUUUUGUAUUGUUUAAGCAGGGAUUCCCAAUUGCCAGUCCUUGGGCAGGUGCUAGUCCACAAAAUGUUUUAAAAUAUAGCUACUGAAGUACAUUGUUUUACAACAUAAGUUAAAAGUACUUUAUCAAGUGAGUAUUAAAUGAAAUGGUCCAUUAAAUUUUGGGAUCAGAACUAGCUGGUCCUCAGUUGAGAACUGCUGCCAUAUAGGACAUCUAUAUUUAAAGUAAUUGUUAUAACUGCUAGGGGCAAUUAAUUCUUUUAAACAUUCUCAGAUAUGGUGCCUAAAUUGACAUUAUGAUUUUGAGUGUUUUAAUUUAUCAAAAGCAUCUCAAAUGAUACAAGUAAAAUGGGUUAUUAUAAACUUUGUCAUAAUAUUUUUUAUAACUGUGCUUAAAUGUGCAGCAAAACUAGAGAAUUUGUAACAAUUUUUGGUUAGCUGACAGAGAAAUAUUCAGGUUACUGUAACUCAUUCCAUCAUAGUGUGUAGAACAUAUUAUAGAUUGUUGAAAUGGAUACACACACAUUAUAUUCAGUGGUUACUUUAGCUAGUUCUAAGCUGUUUGUUUCUAUUCCAUAUAAUGGCAUAUACAAGUGUUUGUGAUCUAUUUAUGUAUGGUACAAGUUAGCUUUUAAAGUUCGAUAGAUAUUACUAAAGGAAGCUGUUAGAUAUUAUUUAAUUAUAAAAAUCAGGACAUUUUUAAGUUGAGGUAUAUAUAUAUAUAUGGAAGCAACACGUUAUAGAACUAUGUAAAAAUUUUGGUACAUGUUAAUUUAGAAAUAUGUUUCAUUGUAUCAGUAGAGAACAUUUAAUUUUUGAAAGAAAGAUGAAUUAUUGUACUAGUACUCUGAUUUUAUUCUUUGAAAAUUUAGAAAAUAAAAUGCUGGUAUAGAUUUUACAAUUUGAGAUAUUGGAAGAAUUGUGUUUAUAUGCUAUCAGGUUUAAUUCUGUGCUUUGUAAGUGACACUGUGAAUACAUACCAGAAAGCUGGUGUAAUAAAUACAUUUGAUUAAUGCAAA